UCCCAGCUGCGGCCAAUGGCGCCGAAGGUGAGGGUUGAAGGGUGGAAGGUGCUCUGUAGCUGGUCGUGCUGGUUUCUUCCCGCGCGUGUGCUGGGCUACCUGGUCGUCAUGGAGGCAGUCUUGACCGAGGAGCUUGAUGAGGAGGAGCAGCUGGUGAGAAGGCAUCGCAAAGAGAAGAAGGAGUUGCAAGCCAAAAUUCAGAGUAUGAAGAAUGUUGUUCCCAAGAAUGACAAAAAGAGGAGGAAGCAACUCACUGAAGAUGUUGCUAAGUUAGAAGCAGAAAUGGAACAGAAACAUAGAAAGGAACUGGAGCAAUUGAAGCUGACUUCUAAGGAGAGUAAAAUAGAUUCUGUUGCUGUUAAUAUUUCAAACCUGGUUCUUGAGAAUCAGCCACUUCGGAUAUCAAAAGCACAAAAGAGACGGGAAAAGAAAGCUGCAUUGGAAAAGGAGCGGGAAGAAAGGAUAGCUGAAGCUGAAAUUGAAAACUUAACUGGAGCUAGACAUGUAGAAAGUGAAAAACUUGCUCAGAUACUGGGAGCUAGACAGUUGGAAAUUAAACAGAUUCCAUCUGAUGGGCACUGUAUGUAUAGAGCCAUUGAAGAUCAACUGAAAGAACAGGAGUGCACUCUGACUGUGGCUGCAUUAAGAAGUCAAACUGCUGACUAUAUGCAAAGUCAUGUGGAAGACUUCCUGCCAUUUUUAACGAAUCCUAAUACAGGAGAGAUGUAUACGCCAGAAGAGUUUGGAAAGUACUGUGAUGAUAUUGUAAACACAGCUGCAUGGGGAGGUCAGCUUGAGCUAAGAGCCUUAUCUCACAUUUUACGAUCACCAAUAGAGAUAAUACAGGCAGAUUCUCCUCCUAUUGUAGUUGGUGAAGAAUACUCAAAAAAACCAUUAAUACUUGUAUAUAUGAGACAUGCAUAUGGCUUAGGAGAACACUACAAUUCUGUUACACAGUUGAACACAGCUACUGAAAAUUGCAGUUAGUCUUAUAAAGUGUUGCAGUUUUGUUUUAGUACAGUGUGCUGAGCUGAGUGUUCAUACCAAGUAUUGGAUUGUUCAAAUGUUUCUGAAAAACACAACUACCUUCAACUACCUUAAAUCAGUUUUAAGGCAAAGUUACUAAUAGGUUUUAAAAAAAUGUAUCAGAGAUAAAUUUUAACAAGUGUCCCCUAGUGGUGUCUUUAAAACACUUGUAAGUCCCUUGUGGUGGACAUCAUUUAUAGAUCAAGUGCUGAUAUUUUUAUUAAUAUAAGAACCUCAACAUUCUGUUCUGUGUUGAAAUAAGAUAAAAACCAUUUUUUCCUCCCUAUUACUGAAAGCUUUCAGUAACCAUAUUAAUGUAAUUUGUCUUGAAGAAAGGAAAGACUCAGUCUCUGUGACAUUGCAAUAAUGUGGUGAUGGUGAUAGCAAAUUUAAUUAAUGCUUCUAAAUGUACUUGAUUACAAUAACCUUGGUGUUGAUGGGAUUAGUGUUUUGAAGCUUUCAAUAUAAUCCCAUCAAAGUGCAGCUAAGAAGCUUGUUUUAAUAAUUUUAAAAUAUUCAGAUGGGAAUCAGUUAUUAAGUUUUAAGAAAUGAGACAAAUUCAUAGGUAAAUAGGUGUUCCCAAACAGAUUUAAAUGUCUAAAGAAUUACAUAUAAAUCUUUGGUGUAUAACUUAAGAAGACUCAGCAGAUUACUGCCUUUCUAAUUCAUUGUUAUACUAGCUGUUUCUUAAAGUUCAGAAUGGUUAUACCAUUAUUUCUUGAUUAUUUUCAUAAGUAUCAAUUUUUAUAUUAUUUGCUGUAUUUUCUCCAUCAGUAUUCAGCUGCUUUGCUGUCCUUGCAGCCUUUUCCACUAAGAAAUAGUUUUUGGCCUUUCUUAUUCUUUAAAUUGUGCAAAUAGAAAGAGUAGCAAUGUAAUAAAAGGGUCCAAGGUUAAAUUUACUUCAAAUUCCUUCUCUUUUCCAAUUUGUCCUACAAGAUCUUUCUUUUGCUUCGUUCUCUAGGAUUAGAAGAAAGCCUUUGUUACUUGUUAUUUUGUUUGCCUUACUAAUGUCACCUUUCCUCAAAUAUUUGAGACAAAUGUUCACAGAUAUUUGAGGAUUUUUAUGUUAUGUAUAUGGAUAAAGUUGAAAGCCACUGUUUGGGAACCAAGGCUAUAUAAUCAGUACAAUACUUUUCAGUUGAAUAAUUUGUCUAACUUAGAUUUUAGGUUACUUCUAACAGUAUUCUCUCUAAAGAGAUAGUUCCUAUAUAUAUAUAAGUGUGUCUGGUAAUUUGUAAGGAGGUUUUAUGAAAAUGAGACCUUUUUGGUUUGAUCUUUUUCUCAAAUAAGAAAUAAGUAGCAAGAGUUUGCAUUAAGUUUAUAAUAUUUGAAUUUUUUUCUCCGUGAAUGCAACUAAUUUUCAUAAGCAAAUACUGGGUUUUAUAAUAUUAAAAAAUGUGUCAGUAUCAUAUGCACAGGGGGUGACUAUGUAGGUGGCUGAUAGGAACUGCUAUGGACAGGUAGAGCAAGUAAGUACUGCGUGAAGGUUUUCUACUUCCAAAGAUUAAGAAUCAUUCUGCCUGCAAACAAAAUAUAUUCUGAAGCCUAUUUAUUUUGUAAUCCUUGUUCUGAAGUUUUGGGGGUCUGAAAUUUAUAAAAAAAGUAUGAAAUUAUAAAAUACUAAGCAGCUUGGCUUUAUUUUAAAGUAGUACGUUACUUUAAAAGAAAAGCAUUAAUAAGUAAUAAAACAAGAUAGAAUGAAAUUAGUCAUUAUAAAUUCCACCUAUAUUUAAAGUAUUCUAAAAUACUGUAUUUAACUUAUGGUAGCUAUUUUUUUCUAGCUGGUUGAGUGAAAUUUAUUAUUUUUUUUAUUUUUUAAAUGACCAGUAUGGUUAUGAACAAGAUUUGUAUAGUCAGCUUCUUUGUUUCAUAACACUUCAGUAAAAGUUAUUUUAAAAGCUGUAACAUAAAAUUAAACUCUUAAAAAAUGGCAGAUGUCAUGCUGGUAUCUUAUGGAAGUUUCAUAAGCGUUCUUUUGUCCUAACUCAGAAAAAUAUAUGUCAGAGUUCUGGAAUAUAUCUUUAGUCAAAAAUUUUAUCCACAUAAAUAUGUUUACAACCUAUAUAAAGCAAAAAAGAAUGUGUGUAACUAUAGUGAGCAAUAUAAUUUUGCUCAUGUUAUCUGAUGUUGUUAAAAGAAAAAUAAAAGAAUGAAUUAAAUCAA
This is a messenger RNA of Sus scrofa (pig), 3189 nucleotides long. It is a transcript of the gene OTUD6B, whose product is annotated as OTU deubiquitinase 6B. The record is from RefSeq and is a predicted model, not a curated record. NCBI's taxonomy places the organism in Eukaryota, Metazoa, Chordata, Mammalia, Artiodactyla, Suidae. Gene Ontology annotation, molecular function: cysteine-type deubiquitinase activity. Gene Ontology annotation, biological process: protein deubiquitination.